GCCAUUUUCAAAUGCAAUCAGAGCUUGUUGUGACAUGCCUUUGAGAAAAUUCGCAUGGCUAAAUAUACCGGAGCACAUUGAAAACAACAACAUCCUUUGACUUCAUCUCUGUUCGCAGAGGCAGGAGAGGGCACAACAAUGGCUGCCACUGCAUCUGCUCAGGCGCAGCAGAAGUUUACGAAUCUUCGACGCCGACUGGAUCAGCUAGGAUACCGGCAAACCCUGGGUAUUGAAUCCCUUCCACUUGUGGAGAAAUUGUUUGCAGAUCUUAUUCACACAACAGAAAGUUUAAAGAAUGCGAAAUUGGAACUUGGCAAACGUCAAAAUGAGACAAAAGAGGCUGAUGGUGCUGUGGAACCGUACAAGGUGGACAACGCCAAGCUUGUGCGGGAGAACAAUGAGAUUCAUCUGCAGCUGGUUAAACAGAAGGAAGACAUGGACACAGCUGUCAGAGAACUGAAGGCCUCCCUGCGUAAGCUGGAGCACGAGAACGCGGAUCUGAAGUUCCUCAACAGGCAGCUGGAGAAGGAGGCUCGAGAGAAGGCAGAUCGCAUCCUCAGUCUGCAGGAGAAAAACUUCCAUGCUGUUGUACAAACUCCAGGCGGUAGAAAGAAGACAAUUCCAUUCCGCCGACAGCGAAUGGAGAUCGACCUGACUGUCCCUUCAGCAGAGAGUUCAGGAUUCAAUGUCCCUCCUCCGGACGACCCAUAUGUGGCUGACCUGCUCCAGGUCGCCGACACCCGCAUCGCCAACCUGGAGGAGGAGGUGCGCACACUGCAGGACGAGAAGGAUGUGAUGGACAGGAAGAUCAAGACCUUCAGGCAACAGGUUGAAGGAAGAGAUGAGGAAAUAGAGAGGAUGAGCAGGAUGUUGGAUGGCGGCCGCCCGGCCGAUGUGGUGGCCCUCGAGUCGCGCAACCGCGCCAACGAGCGGAUGAUCUCCCACCUCAACAUACAGGUGGACUUCUUGAGUAACAAGAACCGAGACCUGGAGAGGAAGCUGCAUAGUUCUAACUACAAGAUCUCAGAUGCCGACUCGAAACUGAUGAAACGUCAGUCUCAGAUCCGUGACUUGGAAGCAGAGCUUCAGGAUGUGGACCGCAUCGCCAAACGUAUCCAGGGGGACAAGGAGAAGGUCGUCAAGACUGCUGACCGGGAGAUGUUCGAGGCGAAGGAGGAGCUGGAGAAGUCUCGGUUUGAGCUGGAGGGACUCGACAUGACCGUGGCCCAGUACAAAACUGAAACAAAACGUAUGUCGAAGGAGCUUUCUGAGAUGAAGAUCAGGUUUUCUUCAAAGGAGAAUGAGAACAUUCGUUUGGAGGGUCUGCUUGACCGCAUCGAGGAGGAGAAGCGACGUCUCAGUCAGCGAUGCAACAAGAUGACUGCCAACGAGAAGGAGUUAGUCCUGGAGAUCGAGCGUCUGAAGCGAAAGAAUGGUCCAGUGAAGAAGGGCAAGAUCCCGAGCAAGUUGGAUGCAUUUAUCCGCAGUGUGGAGGAGGAGAGAGAUUACUACCGGGAGCAGGCUGAGUCGUUACAACGCCUGCUCCGUGGUGAUGCUCCCCGACCCCGCAGCCCCGUCAGGUCUCGACCCUCAUCCCGCGCAGGUAGCCCAGUCAGGGAGGCAACGCCAUCAAGAUCAGACAAGAAGAGCAUCGUGCAGUACGAGACCAUCAUGCGGGUCCUGGAGGAGGAGAAGGACUACUACAAGAGGGAGUACGAGGCCCUCAAGGUCCUCAAGAGGUCAGCGACGCCGGUCAGAGCCUCACCCACCAAGAGUAUCGUGGAGGAGGCGGAGAUCAGUCGUCUGACUCGGGAGAGGGAUGAGCUGAAGGGACUCCUUGACAAGUUCGAGAGACAUAUGGCCGAGAUCCAGGCCAAUGUGAAGGUGCUGACAUCUGAGCGGGACAAACUCAACGGCAUGUAUGAGGAGACGCGUGAUGAGCUGAUGCGACUGAGGAGGGAGCUGGUCAUCUCUCCCAAAUCCCCCAAACCUUCCCUCGCAGCUCAGGCCCUCCUCCGACGGGCGGAGAACGAGCGGGACGAUGUCAUCGCUGACCUCCGUCGCCUCACCACAGAGCGAGACAGUCUACGCGAACGCCUCAAGAUCGCCACUGAGACAUCUCUGUCUGACCGAGCUCGUCUGGAACAGAGGGUGGAAGAUUUAGAAAAUACACUACAUACAGUGGAAGCUGAGCGGAAUGAAUUCAUAGUACGGGUGAAUGUUCUCAAGGAUGAAAUCAAAACAUUAGAGGAGCAGUUGAAGGACAUGUCCUUCAGGCUGACAGAGGUGACGGAUGACGCUUCCAAGGUCAGGUCGACCGCCAGCCAGAUGAAAAUGUUGGCGGAAGAGUCUGAGAAGUCUCUAGAGGAGACCCAGAGACGCCUGUCCCGCCGUGAGGGAGAACUACAAUCUCAGGAAGAAAGAUCUGUAACUCUUGAGGAGCGUCUCGCAGAGUUGUCCAGAGCUCUACAAAUUGCCCGAGAGGAGGGCAAUCAGCUCCGCAACACAAUUAACGCCAUGGACCGUGAGAAGGACUCCCUACAGCUCACUGUUGAUGAGAAGACGGAGAAGCAAGCACAGCUCAAUAAUGAACUCCACGACAGGGAGAGGUUUAUCAGUGAUCUCAAGAUUCGGGUGUCUGAGCUGGAAGCUCAACUUGGACAUGCCAAUGAGAACCUGAACCUGAAGGACCGGGAGCUGAAGAGCAUGAGGCGCCAGCUGGACUCCACCGGCGAGGAUCUGACGGAGACCAGCCGCAGCAAGGACAUCGCACUGAGGGAGAACCGGCGGCUCCAGGAUGACCUUGCAGUCAUGACCAAGGAGAACCAGAAGCUGAACCAGGAGCUGCAGGACGCCCUGGAAGAGCGGGAACAGCUCAAGAUCCAGGUCCAGGAGUACAUCAUCGAGGUCAAGCGCACUGAGGACGUCCUCUCAUCCAAGGAGCAGGAACGGUCGGACAUCCUGGAGCAGUACCGCCGGCUGUCCAUGGAGGCAGAGCAGUACCAGACUACCAGCCACCAGCUGGAGAGCGAGGGAUCCAACCUGCGACUGGAGCUCAUGACGAAGGACUCCGAGCUGCGGCGCUACCGCGACAAGACCGAAAACUUGGAGAGGGAGGUCCAGGAGCAUCUGUCAGCCCAGCAGUCGUAUGAGAUACAGCUGUCGAACCUGACCCGGUCGGUGGCCACCCUGGAGGAGAGUCUGAGGCAGACGGAGGAGGACAAGCAGAACCUGCUGGCGGACCUAACUGCUGUCCGCGAGAUGUGUAGCCGUCUGGAGGGUGUCAAGGAGACCCUGCAGAGGCUUGACUGUCAACGUGUUCACCAGAUGCCUCCCAUCGACAAGGAGCAGUUGGCGAGUGUCAUCGAGGACCUGCGCCAGGAGGGCGACCUGCUGAAGGGCCAGGUCUCAUCAGAGCGGACCGCUUCAAAGAACCUGGAGGGUCUCCUGCAGAACAACCGCGAGAAGGAGUUCCAGUUCCAGCUCACGACCCAGGAGAGGAACGCAGAAGUCCAGAUGCUCAAGGACAGGCUGUCACUCAAUGAGAGCAAAAUCCAAAGUCAGAGUCGAGAGAUUGCGUCGCUGAGGACCAGGAACGUGGAGCUGGAGGGAGAUGUGGAGAGGCUCCGCCGACAACUCACAGGGGAGAGGUUCGAGAGAGAGAGAGCUGUGCAGGAGAUGAGGAGACAUGGGCUCAACCCGCCAGUUAUGAUAUCAGAGUAUUCAUCCUCAAUCACUCGUGUGUCAAGGUCAUUAAGCCCAGGGAGGGCAAGGUCACGCUCAAGGUCAAGAUCACCUAGUCCCAGCAGAUAUCGCAGUCCAGACACUUCCAUGUUGAGUUCCUCCAUGCGCCGUCGGUCGCCAGAACGUACCAGCUUCAUUAUACAGGAUGACGACCUCCUGGAAACUUCACCAAAAAGUUACAGUCAAGAUAUCCUGUAAACGCUCCGACAUCAGAGCCGCCAUCUUGAUUUCCAGGGAAUGUUGUGACAGCAGGCACAGGAUUACUCCGAUAAACAAAUCACUCACUGUCAGAAAUAUGUCUGACAGGAACGAUAAAUCUCCGUCCUAGCAUAACAUCUGAGUAUUACAUUUUAUCGAAGUCUUUGUAUUUGCCUUGUAUCAUACUGAACAUAUGAUACAUUUCGUCAAAGAUAAGAUACGACAAUCCAGUAUACCAUACCUCUUCAUAUGAAUUAAGAUAAUAAUGGAAGUCGAAUUGAAUAAUUCUGUGCCAGUUCCAUGUAAUCACAUACUGACAUUGGACUUGUAGCAGAGGAACAUCACUGCCAAACAUUCCAGCCUUCUGUAGUGGAGAGUCGACAAAGGGAAACAACUCAUGGCCACUUCCUGUCACUUGAGAUAUUAUUUAUUUUAGGAGCAUUGUUAUAUGUAGCUAUGGUUGACUCUAUAUGUCAUGGUUUGUCAUCUUACAGAAAGGGAAUAGCAAUUCCUAUGCAAACUUGACAAAGACAUCUGUGAUAAUAAAACAGCAUUGAAGAUGUAGUUUACUGCUGUCUCCCUUCCAAAGUUGAAUGUGUAUGUUGGACAAGGUUUUCAUGGUUGAGUGUCCAGUGUUUCUCACCCUUGUCCAACAUAUAUAUUUGGAAGGGACAUCGUUGCUUUAAGAUUUGAAGCUGCAAAAGGUUAUACUGUUGAUUGUAGUAGGUCAAACCAAGGUAUAUAGCAUGUAACUCUCGGCAUAUCUGUUGUAUUUAAAAAAGCUGGACUGUGAUAUAUGUUUGUCCUCAGAGCCAGUCGUCGUGCAGGGCGAUGGUGUCCACAUGGUGGCUAAAGGCCUACAUUGUAGCGGGUCACUGCCACGUGAUGGCUACCUCUCAACUUCUCAACUAUUGCCACUAAACAAUCUCAACUCAUUGCAACGGGCUUGUCCUAAUAUGAAAUAACAAACUAAUGCACACAAAAAAUAACAUUUUUUGUACAAAACUGUGGGAAAGAUAUAUUUAAUAAUAUUUUGAACACUUUAAUGUUUUUCAAGAGAUUAGCAUUUUAAUUUUCAAAUCAUUACAGAAAGUUUUAUUUUUGUCUAUAAAAAUCAUUAUUACUUUAUCAAUGAAAGUUGUGUAAACAAUCAGAUCACACCAUAAAUUAAUCAAGAUUGGACUUACAGCGGUUAAGAUGGCUUUGUGUGGCAGUGGUUAAAAACCUGGGCACAACUUCAACUUUAAAAUACCCCAAUGUGGAAAGUGACAGUUUUGCUAAUUUGAAUCAGUUCCCUCUUUUUAAUAACGAGUGCUAUAUUUAUUUCUGUUACACUUAUUACAGCUGUGCCCGGCUGGCUCUUGAAGCUUGUACUGAAACCUGUGGCAUGAAAUCCGUCCAAUGGUCUGCUAGUUUUACAUAGGUAUUCCCUCCAACCAUCUUUACUUUUUGUGUUUUUGUACCAGUAUUGUAGAUAGAUGGAUGUACUUUGUUUAUAUACUAUAGUGACAACUAUAACAAAUAGGUAUUGAUUUGAACUUUUAGAUUUAGUAUGUAGGGAACUAGAUAACAUCCUCAUUUUGGAACAUUCCUUUCUUUCUUCUGAAAUUCCAUAUUUACAACUUGGAACCAUCAGACGUAUUUUACGUUCUUUGUUGUAAUCUCAAUAUUAUUGAUGGAAGUUCAAUUGUCCAUUUUAGUUUUUGAACAAAGUAUAUCAUGACUAAUUGUAUAUAUUCUUUAUAUAUAAAUAUUUUAUUUAAUUUCCUUUCAUAACUCUGUAGUUCAUGACCUAUGAAACUAAUAUCUAGGACCCUUCAAGGUGUGCAAGAUUAACAUAAGUCACAGAUGGACUAGAAAAUCAUGAAAUGUGGCGUGCAAAGGUUUUCCAUGUAGUCAUAUAUAUAUAUUUCUAUUUUGUUACAUAGCCUAACAUUGAAACUGUCAUAGAUAUUGUGUAGGAAACUCACAGCUCUGAUACAUUCCAACCUUUCCACUGUGCAGUGUGUGGAGCUCAACAUUCCAGUAGGGGAGACAACUCAUACAGUCUUCAUCCUCAGCUACUGUGGACCUGUAGUGAAUCGUAGCUACUGCUUGACAGAUGAGACUGGUGUGCUCAGCCCUGUAAACAUCAGCACUGUGUGUUCAUUCCAGUUUAUCAAGACUUUGUAUUGACAAGGUGUCCAUAAUGGUCAGUUUUGCUAAUUCAUAUCCACUCUAAUCAUCUACUAUUAAAUUCAUGUUUCGGUGUCUCACAAAUUUAUGCAAGAAUUGUGUAGGAAUUUGUGACCAAAUAUCUCUCCAAGGAUCUUAAUGUAUGAUUUCUUCCGACUGAAUAUCUUCCAACUUCUGUCCCUCUCUCUGGAGACCCACAGUGCGAUGUUUCCAUGGUGACAAUAGCAUUAUUCCAACGAAGGAUUGUCUUCCAUCAACACACCUCCAUUACCAUACUGCCUUACGAUGUCUGCAGAUGUAGUUGAUUCUGAUCUGUCCACUCCUCAAUAAAUUAUGUGCAUAAUCAAA
Messenger RNA from Haliotis rubra (blacklip abalone), 6465 nucleotides. Its product is annotated as centrosomal protein of 135 kDa-like. NCBI's taxonomy places the organism in Eukaryota, Metazoa, Mollusca, Gastropoda, Lepetellida, Haliotidae. The record is from RefSeq and is a predicted model, not a curated record.